AUUCCCUCAUGGAAUCUAUCAAAUCUUCACAAAUCCCAUAUCCUCAAGAUUUCCAGAGGAUUUCUUUUUGCAUCUCAUGCAGUCCAUUUCCCCAUCAUGGCUUGGCUUCCCCUUUUUAAAAGUCUCCCCGGGGCGCUUAUAAUGGAAGUCUCACGAACCGUGCUCGGUUUUCUCUUCGUCUUUCUUUGGCAGCCAUGGGAGUGGAUGAGGAGUCGCGGUUCCAUGUCCUGGCUGUCGAUGACAGCCUCAUUGAUAGGAAGCUGAUUGAGACUCUCCUCCAGGUUUCUUCCUACAGAGUGACCGCAGUCGAUUCCGGGAGGGAGGCUCUGAAGCUUCUGGGCCUACUAGAAGAGAGCAAAGAAUCAGAGGACUCCCCUGCAUCUACUGCUCGUGGUCAUCAUGAGAUUGACGUAAAUUUGAUCAUCACAGAUUACUUUAUGCCAGGAAUGACAGGUUACGAUCUCCUGAGAAAGAUCAAGGAUUCCGAGUGCUACAAGGACAUACCAGUGGUGAUAAUGUCCUCCGAGAAUGUUCCAUCAAGAAUCAGCAGGUGCUUGGAAGACGGCGCCGAGGAGUUCAUUCUGAAGCCGGUUCAGUUAUCGGAUGUGAGCAAGCUCAAACCUCGUCUUUCGAAAGGAAGCAGGGAAUAGCAUUCAUCGGACAAGGGGACAAAGAAGAUUGCGAAGAAGAUGUGAUGACAGCAUGAAAUUAAGCUGCAGAUCAAUCCUUCUCUUCAUUGCUUCUCUUUCCUCUUCCCUCUCGUUUUUGAAUUCUGAUGUAUUAAGCUGCAGAUUUAUCUCAAUCUGAAGAUAUUCUUCGAUCUUAUAACUUUUCAGUAUGGUAUGCGAAUAAGUGUUUCCGCUUCAAGCUUGAUGGCACCAAUCAGACAUUCUGCUCUGCUGAGCAAUCCGUAAUGAUGUAUUGAUAUUGCCAUUCUUGGUCACUUACGGUAACAGGAGCGAAUCAAGUACAGAUGAGUUUUGUUCGAUAACUAACUCAAAUAGCUCAUACCAAAGUCAGGUUUAAAUGUGCAAACUUGAACUCG
Punica granatum (pomegranate) is the source of this 1045-nucleotide messenger RNA. Lineage: Eukaryota; Viridiplantae; Streptophyta; Magnoliopsida; Myrtales; Lythraceae. The record is from RefSeq and is a predicted model, not a curated record.